Molecule: messenger RNA, 2877 nt
Organism: Camponotus floridanus (Florida carpenter ant)
Lineage: Eukaryota; Metazoa; Arthropoda; Insecta; Hymenoptera; Formicidae
Product: transcription factor 12
Exons: 13
Coding region: 906-2675 (589 amino acids)
Biological process (GO): regulation of transcription by RNA polymerase II
Cellular component (GO): transcription regulator complex
Molecular function (GO): RNA polymerase II cis-regulatory region sequence-specific DNA binding; protein dimerization activity; DNA-binding transcription factor activity, RNA polymerase II-specific
Source: RefSeq, a predicted model, not a curated record
GUCAGUCUCGUCGCGUAUGCCGUGAGGGGAACGUUUUCUCGCGUCCGUUCCCGACUCCGUCGAGCCUCCUUCGCUCGCAAACGACCGGUAAAUCUGCAGAUAACAGUGAACGCGAUCGCGCACUCUCCGCUUUCGCGAUCGUUCGGCGUGUAUUCGCUCGUGGAUCGAAAAAAAUGCAGUGCGCGUGAUAGGACGCGCCGACUGCCGCCGAACGGACGAGGAGCUCUCUCCCUAUCUUUCUCUCUCUCUCUUUCUCUCUCGCGUUCUAACCUCGAAAACGGUCCUUGACGCCAUGCAGCCAGCGGAGCAGCGGCGGCUAUCGCGCGCGUGUGCAUCCUGAUGCGAGUAUUAUUUAUCGGUGACAUUUCUGUGUGUCUCCCGGAACAACGAGAGCACGAUAUGACACGUUCGUGAUUCGCCGUGCGAGGAGGAUUUUCGCGUCGUCGCGAAAAGGACCAAGAUCUCGGUCCGCAACAUUAUUAAGAUAUCCCUUUCGUCCUUCUUCUCUCUCGGUGUAUAUAUCGGACGCCGUGACAAGUGCGUGGUAUGUUCGACUUGACGGGUACGACGCGACGUUACGCACUUUUCGAUCGUUCUUGCGUCGCGGAUUCCGCAAAGUGGACACUCGUCACGUGACGACGCGCAUCGUUCCUCAAUCAUUUUAUCGUCGAUCGUCGCGGGACGAUCGCCUUUGUGCUCCUGCUAGUGAGAUUUUUCUCCACGAUGAUGAGAGCGACGCAGGAUUGUCUGCCGCGAGACGCCAAUGUCGCUAAAAUCUGACACCGAGAUAUAUUGAUAUACAUAUCGAUCGCACACCCGCGUGCGCGCGCGCGCGCGCGCCCGAACAUUCGCCGCGGAUCCCCCGCAAUCUCGCACGUGUCGUUCCCGUCGUGUCCACCGUGAGUAUGCAGUCCAACACGAUACUUCGCUCUGACGUCGGUAGCACGGAGAAGCUGAUGGGUAACAAUAAUAAUCUCAACAACAACGGCUCGCCGGGGGCGGACAUAAUGUUCCAGAUGGAGGACGAGGGCCUCACGCAGUUGGGCAGCGUUUUUCAAUCGGCUUACCAGUCGAUUGUGGGCGGCGGUCCUCAGUAUGGCUCGGAUGAAUUUGGGCAGGACUCGCCGAGAUACACGUCGCCAAAGGGUGCCCUUUACGCAGACUCUUAUUAUAUCGACGGCAAUACCGCAGGAACCGGUCCUGGGGAUCCGUGGACGGGUAGCGGUGGUGGUGUUCAACCCCCAUACAGUGGAUAUGCACCCCCUCACCUGGCGCAGCCAGCUUACCCAAUGCACUUACCCCACGACCCCAUGGCAUACUCGGCGAUGUCGCCGAACGGUGAAUCUGCAGCGCCGAUCCUGGGCUCGGCGGUGACCAGUGCGGCUUCCCUGCCGCCGAUGUCGACAUUCCGGGGUAGCGCCGCGGUCGCGGCGAACAGCGGCACAGGGGCGCCGUCCCCGGCAUCGUUGCAAUAUAGCCAUAGUCCUGGUGCACCGACGACCGCGCCCUCCGCGCCCAAUGCUGCGCCCACGACGAACCAGCAAUCUACCACGGACGACACCCUCGGCAAGACCCUCGCAUCGGUCGUAAGCAACCGAAUUUUUCCCACGGACCAAUCAGUAUCCAGUUAUAGCAGUAAUCCAUCUACGCCCGUCAGUUCACCGCCACCUUUAACCGGCUCGGCACCAGGCUGGGCACCUGGAGCCGCGCCAGUGUCUCCGCAUUUUACAGCGGAUCCAAAUCGUGGUAUUCACAUGCCGGCGCCUGAACAGCAGAGGCUAGACGAUGCCAUCGGCUUCCUUCGCGACCAUGCCGAGUUGGUACAGGGGACACGGAUGGAGGAACGGCUAGACGAUGCCAUAAACGUUCUGAGGAAUCAUGCCGAGAGUCAAGUGGGCCUCCACCUUGGCCCGGUUGGUCCACACGGCGGGAUAUACUCGCAUACCUCACCACCGCAGCUGGACCAUCUGACGAGUCCACAUCCUGCGGUAACGGUAACGCAACCUCAGGGUUCCUACCCCGGUCUUACCCCCACGCCCGAUACAGAUGGUUCCAUUAAAAUAGAAAGGUUACCUGUGACGAAUGCCAAAUACAUCUCCUUAGAAAAGAGGAAAGAUCCGCCCGAUAGUAGCGGUGGUGAGACGAAACCAUCGAGCAGCGAACUUGCAGCAGGUGUAAUCGGGGCUGCUACGGUCAAUUCGACGUCGCAGGGGAAAGCGACAAAGAGAUCCCGCAGAUAUUGUUCGAGCGCUGACGAAGACUGCGAAGAUCCUGGUACUAAAGCGGUGCGCGAGAAAGAACGUCGCCAGGCCAACAACGUGCGUGAAAGGAUACGUAUCAGAGAUAUCAAUGAAGCUCUAAAAGAACUUGGUAGAAUGUGUAUGACGCAUCUAAAGACAGAUAAACCUCAAACGAAGCUUGGUAUUCUCAACAUGGCUGUUGAAGUUAUAAUGACACUCGAGCAACAAGUUAGAGAACGGAACCUUAAUCCGAAAGCUGCGUGCUUAAAAAGAAGAGAGGAGGAAAAAGCCGAGGAUGGCCCUAAGUUACCAGGCCAUCUUGCAGCGCACAUAGCACACCCGCAUUCUCAUCCACAUGCACACUCCCAACCACCCUUCCCCACAUUACCUGGUCCACAACCUUCCCUUCAGCACAAUCCAUCACAACCGCAGUAGCAGCGGCUCAGUGGCGGUAUCAUUCUGUGUUAAGGGGUAGAUACAUCUUAAAAUCGAUAACAAAUUUACGAAUAUGACUUGCAUAUCCAUAUAGAAAAAAUUUUUUCUGCUCUCACAUAAAUUGUAGGAGUGUGCAAAAAAUUGUGAAUAUUGUGAUGUGCUGCAUGAUAGAAAAAAAAGAAUAGAAGAAGAGAAUAUAAAA